UAUUGCUUGUGCUUUAGGUUUCAUAUAUAAAAAACUACUGCCUUUCCUCAUGGCCUGUCCUGUGGAUUUUGGACCUGUACAGCCAGUCCCCACAAUCCAAGCUAACCUCUUAAUACAAGGAUCUCAUACUAUAAAACGGAGUGCCUGAUAUUCCUACCACCUCCAUCUGCUUCUCUGAUGGCAUAGGUUUCAAGAAGAAGAAACUGUUAAUUGCGGCAGCCAUGGCGGGCCAAGAGGAUCCGGUACAGCGGGAGAUUCACCAGGACUGGGUGAACCGGAAGUACAUUGAGGUCAUCACCAGCAGCAUCAAGAAAAUGGCGGACUUUCUCAACUCGUUCGAUAUGCCUUGUCAUUCAAGACUUUCAACACUAAACGAGAAAUUGACAGCCCUCGAACCGAGAAUAGAGUACAUUGAAGCACAGGUGACAAAAGUGAUUUUCCUUUACAUUACUCAAAUCAGUGGAACUGGGCAAUUGCAGCGGAUACAAGUAUUAACUCCUCUUGGUGCUGGAGACCUCCAAAUCUAACAGGAAAGAAAAGGAGUGGACAUCGAGGUGGACUGCUUCUGCCCAAGAUGAUGCAACAAGCCUUCAUGCUUUAAACAUGAAAGCCUUUCUCCUUCUUUUUCUUCCCUUUACUCUGGCAUUGGCCUAUAAAGAUAACACCCUCACCUUCUCUCCCAGGUCAUUACUAAUAGAUGCUGACUUUUAGAAUUUAGAAAAACCUAUUAUUUCAGGUUAGGAGAAAAAUCUAAUUCUGCCCCUAACUUUUCAAAAGCAAAAUAAGAGAUCUCAUUAGUCAACUCCCCUCCCUGAAUCUACACUGUUGAGCUAGAAAGGACCUAACAGGAGGUGUUCAUGAUUUAGGAUUCACUCCUUUGGCAAGUCCCUACAUCCCUGGUUAGGGAUAAAUAUAAUUAAGGCUAUAAUCAACAACAUCUCUUUAUGUCUUGAAAUUAUGGAAGAAUCUGCUGCUAAGGCAAUAAUAGUCUGAAAAAGAUCCUUAGACUCUCUGGCCAAACUUGUUCUGGGUAAUCAGAAAGCCCCUGAUUAUCCUUUAGCCGAGCAAGGAGAUGUCUCUACAACAACUAACACCUUUUACAGUACACGGAUAAAUACUUCACAACAUGUGGAAUUAGAAACCACUUAGCUACUUACAUUGUCCAGGACCCUACAGGGACAUUCAAAUUUUUCCCCAGGAUGGUUUAACUUUAUAUUUUAUGAUACUUUUAGUUGACUUCCUUUGGGGCUUGGAGCUCUUUUGUGUUUGGGUUUCUAAGUCAUAGUAUUAGUCAUUAUCCUAACGUGUAUCUUUAUUGUUAUAUUUAAACUGUUUGUAAUAUAUAUUUCCCCAUGUUGUUCAGAGACUGAAAAGUACUCAUCAGCCCUACACUUUGACAACAGAAAAUGACACUUCAAUUGAUGUAGCCUAAAGUCCCUUUCCCUAAAAUGUUUCCUUGCCACUCGAAUGUGGUCCAGACUUAAAGAUAUAUGAGGAUAAGAGACUUCCCACUCUGAGGUACAUUAUGGACCCAGAGCAGGUACUAACCACUCUGGCAACACAAUGGGGCCAACACCAAAGGACUGACCAUUGAUGCUUUCUUAUUAAGAAAGAUCUUGAUCAAAGGGAGAAAAUGUAAAAAGAGAUUUCAAAAUGGAACAAGCAAGUCUCGCUAAGAGAGUCUCUUUUAAAAUAGGGUCAGGAGCACAUAAGUGAGGAAGAAGUAAUGCAUGGCUUUAUCAAAGGAACCAUGAACUGUUUGCCAACCACAAGCCCUCAAUCUGGAAUUAACUCCUUCCUCACCAUGACACCUGAAUUAUUCCUAUUCUUCACCUUGAAAGGAGCCAACACAAUUUGACAAAUUUCAAUCUAUUUGCAUAUUAAUUCAACCAAUCCCAGUUGACCCAGUUUUAAUUCUCAUUUUGCAUAACAGACCUGACUGAGAACUACUCUUGUAAACUUUCACUUUUAUAAACCUGCCCUCUCUUUGUUUUCUUCAGAACAAAAUUUAGGUUUCAACCUGCAUCUGUGUUUCCUGAAUUGCAAUUCUAAUUGCCCAAAUAAAUGCCUGUCUGCUUAAA
Messenger RNA from Felis catus (domestic cat), 2081 nucleotides. Its product is annotated as probable protein BRICK1. Bases 222 to 527 code for a protein of 101 amino acids. Gene Ontology annotation, cellular component: SCAR complex. The transcript is spliced from 5 exons. Gene Ontology annotation, biological process: actin filament organization; regulation of actin polymerization or depolymerization; cell motility. NCBI's taxonomy places the organism in Eukaryota, Metazoa, Chordata, Mammalia, Carnivora, Felidae. The record is from RefSeq and is a predicted model, not a curated record. Gene Ontology annotation, molecular function: protein-containing complex binding.